AUUCAUGAAUUGAAAUAGCUUCUCUUGACACUAAUUUCCAUUGGGAUGCAUUGCUCCACAUGUGUCUGAGAAAAAAUAUUCUUCUUGUCUCCCUUGUGAUACUAUUGCAUGCUCAAUAUGAAGAGGUAAUUGAGAUCCAGAUAAAUAUAAUAUUAAAAAUAUACACCUUGUCUCCCAUAGUUAUUUCACUAUAUAAGGAGCAGAUGCCAAUAUCCAACCACAACAACUCAUUACUCGUUCAGAACUCUCAGUUUUGUGAUAAGAGAAAAUGGCAUUCCCUGAAACAAACACAAAGAGCUCUCUGCAUAUUCGCAGCAACAGCUUGCCCUCUUCACCUCAUUCACUUGUAUCAGAAUGUGAAGAGCAUCUCCAAAGAUUGAAGAACACUGAAGCCACCUCUUCAGUGCCAUCAUCAUCUUUAGUGAGCCAAAAACUUAAUGGUUUACUGGAUUUACAUGACUGCAUUGAUUGGUUGCUUCAAUUGCCAAUCAAACAACAAGAACUAGCAAGAGAAUGCAAUGACAAAAGCGUCGACGACACCCUAGAAGGUUCUUUGAAGCUCUUGGAUAUCUGUAGUGAACUUAAAGAUUUCCUACUUAUGUCAAAGGAAAUCAUGUAUGAACUUCAGUCAGUUAUCCGAAGAAGGCGAAGCAAUGAAACUGGAUUGAAAGUUGAGGGUGCUAAGUACUUAGCUUCAAGGAAGAAGCUGAACAAGGCAAUUAGAAAGUCCUUGGGAAAUUUGAAAGCAAUGAAACAUGAGUGUGUAGAAGAUAGAACUUCAACCAUAAUUAGUAUCUUGAAAGAAGCAGAACAAGUCACAGUCAGCUCAUUAGAAUCUAUGUUGAUGUUGAUCUGUGAUCAACCAAAGCAUAGAAGAUGGUCAACAAUCUCAAAGAUGUUGCAGCCUAAAAGAAUAGCUUGUGACUCUCAAGAAUCAGAAACAAAUGAAUUUGAAAAGGUGGAUGCAGCUUUGAAGUCUUCAUCUUUUGAGCAAUUCCAAAGCCAUGUGGAAAAUUUGGAGAUGUGCAUUCAGGAUCUAGAAAUAGGAGUUGAGAACCUAUCAAGGAAACUAAUUAGAAACAGGGUUUCCCUGCUCAACAUCUUCAACCAUUAAUCAUAGAAAAUCUCUAUGAUUGUUGUGAAUUCAUUUUUGACCUCAUAUUGUACAUGAAUGUGAUUAAAUUUUGUUUUUUCUUCAGAAUAUACACUAUUCAAGGAUCAAAUAUAGUUGUUUCAUCUUCUUUCUUCUUCCCCAU
Lotus japonicus is the source of this 1256-nucleotide messenger RNA. RefSeq lists its product as uncharacterized. The record is from RefSeq and is a predicted model, not a curated record. Gene Ontology annotation, biological process: root development; shoot system development. Lineage: Eukaryota; Viridiplantae; Streptophyta; Magnoliopsida; Fabales; Fabaceae. The coding region runs from base 269 to 1114 and encodes 281 amino acids. The transcript has a single exon.